Molecule: messenger RNA, 2640 nt
Organism: Nematolebias whitei (Rio pearlfish)
Lineage: Eukaryota; Metazoa; Chordata; Actinopteri; Cyprinodontiformes; Rivulidae
Gene: pacs2
Product: phosphofurin acidic cluster sorting protein 2
Exons: 24
Coding region: 1-2640 (879 amino acids)
Biological process (GO): protein localization to plasma membrane
Molecular function (GO): transmembrane transporter binding
Source: RefSeq, a predicted model, not a curated record
AUGGCAGAGAGGAGCGGCCGCCUGAGCUUCCCCGGCGGCGGGGCUCCGAACCCCCCGCUGCCCAUGAACCUGUUCGCAACGUGGGAGGUGGACGGGUCCUCCCCGAACUGCGUCCCGAGGUUGUGCAGCCUGACUCUGAAGAAGCUGGUUGUUUUGAGGGAACUUGACAAAGAGAUGAUUUCUGUGGUCAUUGCAGUCAAGAUCCAGGGCUCUAAACGCAUUUUAAGGUCCCAUGAGAUUGUGCUGCCCCCCAGUGGCAUGGUGGAGACUGACCUGGCUCUUACCUUCUCACUACAGUACCCUCACUUCCUGAAACGAGAAGGGAACAAGCUGCAGAUACUGCUUCAGAGGAGGAAAAGGUACAAGAACCGGACCAUUUUAGGCUACAAGACUCUGGCUGUGGGGUCCAUCGAUAUGGCAGAGGUGAUGCAGCACCCAGCAGAAGGAGGUCAGGUUCUGCCUCUCUGCAGCAGCCAGAAGGAGCUGCUGGGCAAAGUGGCUGAGCUCUGGAUCUUCUCCCUCUGCAGCCAGCCCAUAGACCACGAGGAGGCCGCCUUGCAGGCAGGACAGAAGACCAAAUGUUCUGAUUACUCUGAGGAAGAGGAUGAGAGCUUCUCCUCGGAGCAGGAGGUCAGCGAUGACGCCGUGCAGGGACCGGAUCUUGAAUUUGAUGAUUUUGACGUGAGAAAACCAAAGAAGCAAAGGAGAUCCAUCGUGAGGACUCCCUCCAUCACCCGGCAGCAGAACUUUAAGCAGCGAGUCGUGGCGCUCCUGAGACGCUUCAGAGUCUCAGAUGAGGUGCUGGACUCGGAGCGGGACCCGGCAGAGCCGCCUCCUGAGGUGGAGGAGGAAGAUCUGGACCUGGACUCUGUGGAGUUUGAGAACCCCAGUGACAGUGGUCCAGAACUGGAUGAUGACGACAGCGUCCUCAGCACGCCAAAACCCAAACUCAAGCCAUAUUUUGAGGGACUGUCUCUGUCCAGCUCUCAGACUGAGAUUGGCAGCAUCCACAGCAGUCGGAGUCACAAAGAACCCCCCAGCCCGAUUGAUCUGGAUAAAACCAGGUGUGGAGGCUCCAGGUGUGCAGAGGAUGCUGCGUCGGAUAAUAUCACCUUUGAACAGCCCGAAGCCGUGACUCCCACCACCGAGCUGGAGAUGGACACCAUGGACACGUUUCUAGAGAGGCUGCCACUGAGUGGUAAAAUGACUAAGACUGAAUCCCUCAUCAUUUCAUCCAACAGGCAGGAACCAAAGCUGGCGGGGAGACGAGGCAGGAGCACGUCCCUGAAGGAGCGCCAGCCCAGCAGGCCCCAGAGCGAGCGCGCCAACAGCCUGGACAACGAGCGGUCUCUGGACACAAGCUGCCACCUACAGAUCCCCAGAAAAACAGUGUACGACCAACUGAACCACAUCCUAGUGUCUGAUAACCACCUCCCUGACAGCAUCGUCCUCAUCAACACGUCCGACUGGCAGGGUCAGUAUCUUUCAGACUUGCUCCUGAACCACCACCUGCCCGUGGUGUGCACCUGCACCAGCGCCGACAUCCAGGCGGCGUUCAACACCAUCGUGUCUCGGAUCCAGAGAUUCUGCAACUGUAACUCCCAGACGCCCGUUCCUAUAAAGAUCGUGGUGGCAGGGGCGCAGCACUACCUCAAUACAGUUCUGAGACUGUUUGUAGACCACCUCUCCCCAAAGACCCCAGACUGGCUCAGCUACAUGAGGUUCCUUAUCAUCCCACUGGGUGCACAUCCGGUCUCCAAAUACCUCGGCACUAUUGACCAUCGAUACAACGGUUUGUUCCAGGACGCUGCCUGGAGGGAUUUCUUCCAUCGACUGGAGGCUCCUGUUGUUGCCCAGGAGGGUCCAGAUGUGGUGUCGAGGGUGAAGCAGUACAUGGAGGGAGCUAACGGGGCUCACCAGCUGCACAUCGCGGAGGCCAUGCUCACCUACAAACAGAAGAGCCCCAACGAGGACUCGUGUCAGAAGUUUAUACCAUUCAUCGGGAUGGUGAAGGUCGGCUUCGUGGAGCAAAGCUCUGCAGCAUCAGGAGACUCUGAUGAUGCUGCUCCUCUGGGCUCCUCUUUCCUCUCCUCCACUCCUCCUCAAGUCUCACCUGCACUAAAGGAGGCUUCACCAACGCCUCCCCCCUCCCCCUCAACCAACACCAGCCUCUGUGACUACAGCUCUGGGAGUCAGUCUGCAGAGCUGAUGGGUCUCCAGGUGGACUACUGGGUGGCUCCAGCAGAGAAGAAGAAAGACAUGGAGAAGAGAGACUUCUCCUCCAAAAACACGCUGAAGUGCAAUUUCCGCUCGCUGCAGGUCAGCCGGCUGCCUCUGUGGGGCUCAGAGCCCGGCCCCCAGCCCACAAUGUCCAUGAUUGUGGUGACCAAGGAGAAGAAUAAGAAGGUCAUGUUUCUGCCAAAAAAGAGCAAGGACAAGGAUCUGGAGUCCAAGAGUCAAGUGAUCGAAGGCAUCAGUCGCCUCAUCUGCACUGCCAAGCACCAGCAGACCAUGCUGAGAGUUCUCAUCGACGGCGUUGAGUGGAACGAUGUCAAGUUCUUCCAGUUAGCAGCUCAGUGGUCUUCACACGUCAAACAGUUUCCUAUCGGGAUCUUUGGACACACAAAAGGUCCGUACUAG